Arctia plantaginis is the source of this 492-nucleotide messenger RNA. The record is from the annotation of a GenBank genome assembly. NCBI's taxonomy places the organism in Eukaryota, Metazoa, Arthropoda, Insecta, Lepidoptera, Erebidae.
AUGUCGAAAAUUAAGAAAUUGACGGGCUCAUUCCGCUAUACGCAGUGGGACCCUUGUUUGAUCACCUCCCAAAUAGUGGCCAUGCAGUCUGUGUUAUAUUGCAGCUUGUGUUUGAUCAUUGCUGUGAUGCAAGACUUGACGGACUCGACGAGGACUUUGGAUCAUAUCUUUGAAUAUCAUGAGAUACAUGUACGUGACAAUGAAGGCAGAUCUGUAAUCUUUGCAUUUGUGUUGAAUGCAAUAAUUGGAGCCUUCGCCCUGUGGACCAUAGUCGGCAGGACCAAACUGUGCUUGGACUUUAGUUGCACAUACCACGGGAUCCAUCUCCUCGCUUGCUGGAUGUACAAUGGCACGUUUCCCACAACAUUCUCAUGGUGGGCACUAUCAGUAUCGUGUGCGUGCAUCACAUGUGUGGGUGGUGAGUUCCUAUGUCUACGAACUGAACUCCAAGCUAUACCACUCAGCAAUAUAGGUGCUAAGGUGGACUUAUGA